AUGAUCACCUCCGUUCAGAAACACCCGGCGUGUGAUAAUUGCCGCAGACGCAAAGUCCGGUGCAAUCGCGAGCAGCCUUGCGGAAAAUGCCGAGAAGUGUCUUUGAACUGUCGGUAUACUUCUGUAGCCCGGCGAAAAGGCCCCAAGGGCCGCACAGCACCGGUACUGAGUGCGCUGUUGUCAAGCACCGAGUCUUCCCCGCUAGAAUCAACGCCAACUAACACGAACGAUGCUACUAUUUUCCCCGUGUCCUUCCUUGAAGACCAGCUGUUACCAUCAAUGCCGGAAUAUGGGUCGAUAGACUUGAACACCAUCGGCCUUGCGCGAGAGAUUACAACAUCUCCUGUAGUACAGCAGAGGAUGCCCCCUGUAUUACUACAGGCACACGUCAAGAUCUUCCUCAAACAUCUGUUUCCGAUCAUGCCAGUACUUGAUGCGGAUUCGGUAACUCUGGACUCCUUACAUCCGGAAACACUAUCGUCAAGACGAUAUGCCCUCCUCCUCGCGCUCUGUGCGGCUACUCAUCUUCAAUUAAACCUCGACAAAUCUGACGGGAGCCCAUUCGAGGAGGUCUCGCCGUGUGGCCAAAGUCUCAUCGAUCAAGCCCUACGAUCCCUCCAAGAAUUUGACCCCCUUGAUGUACCUCACGUUGACUCGGUGCUAACCUCCUUUUUUUCUCUUUUCGGCCUACGGCAACCUCGACAAGCAUCACCAUGCAUGGCAUUAUCUGAGCCAAAAGCGUAUGCCUUACAACGUAAAAUGCCAAUCACGCUCAGGCGGUCCAUCCAGAAGCCGUCCGUCUUCACGUCCGACACCCCAGCGCUGGCUUACGGAUUCGUCAAUUUAAUAUCUGUCUUCGAGGAGAUACCCGCCAGCCUUUACGAUUGGAACAUUUCUGCCGCCGGCUCUAACAAUGACACCGCGGCGCUCGCCGCUGUUUAUCAUUCCAUCGCCCUUCCAACCCCAUUGCUCUCCGAAUAUAACGAGACGCAGAAAGUAGACCUGAUGGUAACGCGACAAUGGCUUCAGAUACGCCUGUGGAGCAUCUUCAACGAUCGGCUCACCAAGGGUUGCGAUGAGGUGGCCGUCGUUCCGCUAGAUCUUCCAGCAACGGCGGCAAGGUCUGUGAUGGCUCUCAUGUCGACCGUGUCUCGAAAGUCCACCAACGCCCAUGGCAUAGGUAUUGAACAAAAGUUGUAUGACAUUGGAGAGGCAGUCUGCGUGCUGGCACAAAAAUUACUUCCCAAUACUACUGAGAACGGCGGAAAACUAUACAUAGAUGCCCAAAACGUCUUGUGCGGUCUACUUGACAGACUUUCGGAUAUUCGUGGAUCACAGUCGCACCUCUUGGCUCCCCUUCUACGAAAAUCCCACGAUAUCUUUGGUCUUGGGUCACUCCCGCCCCACUUGAGCUUCCAUUCUCACUUGGUUCCUGAUCUAACUGCCAAAGCUAGUUGUUGGGAAAUCGGCCCUGAAGAUGAUGACUCGCUGCGACAUUACACAGCAGCCUGA
Messenger RNA from Penicillium coprophilum, 1512 nucleotides. RefSeq names its product Zn(II)2Cys6 transcription factor domain-containing protein. Lineage: Eukaryota; Fungi; Ascomycota; Eurotiomycetes; Eurotiales; Aspergillaceae. Gene Ontology annotation, biological process: regulation of DNA-templated transcription. Gene Ontology annotation, molecular function: zinc ion binding; DNA-binding transcription factor activity, RNA polymerase II-specific. The record is from RefSeq and is a predicted model, not a curated record. Bases 1 to 1512 code for a protein of 503 amino acids. The transcript is spliced from 3 exons.